Messenger RNA from Emericellopsis atlantica, 1495 nucleotides. RefSeq names its product inositol phospholipid synthesis and fat-storage-inducing TM-domain-containing protein. The record is from RefSeq and is a predicted model, not a curated record. The coding region runs from base 318 to 1292 and encodes 324 amino acids. The transcript has 2 exons. NCBI's taxonomy places the organism in Eukaryota, Fungi, Ascomycota, Sordariomycetes, Hypocreales, Bionectriaceae. Gene Ontology annotation, cellular component: endoplasmic reticulum membrane. Gene Ontology annotation, biological process: lipid droplet organization; lipid storage; phospholipid biosynthetic process.
CAGCCUCACAAGCGUGUUGGAGCAGGGAAAUCUUAGCGGCAGUCAAUGGUCUAAUCGCUGAUCAGUGGCCUUGACGUUGUUAGUAGAAUGAAACUCAUUACUAGACUAGCCGUCCCAGUCGAAGCGUGCCAGGAUUUCCAAGCUGGUGGUCGAUCGUGGGCCCCACAAGUGGAAUGUUGACGUCGACGUCAUUCAGGACACACUGAAGAUUUGUGUGUUUGUCCCUCCAACAUGAACUUGUCGUCCCGCAUGCAACACCGUCCUCGCCUCGCUUCAACAAACAUACGUACCCCUGCAUUAUACUCUAGAGCCUCGCGAUGGUGACAACGCGUCGCGGCGCCGAAACAUGGGCAGAGGCAGCGCCCUCUACGCGCGCCAGCGCAGCCUCUACGCGGCCACGAUCAUCGCCAUACGUGCCCACGCCCCUCGAGCAGAUCGGUCUGGCCAUAUUCCCGGCGACCCUUAUCUUUGGCACCAUCUUCUCGGUCCUGUCACCGCAGACGCGCUCUGCGCCGUACGACCACGUCACGCAAUCCCACGCGCAGGACCCAACCAUGGCCCCUAGCUACUUUGCGCGCAAGUCGAAUCUCUUCAACGUCCUUUUUGUGAAGCAGGGGUGGGGCUGGAUGAGCCUGGCCUUUAUCCUCUUUGUCCUGCUGCACCCGUCGCUGAGCACCCAGGUGCGCAGGCUCCAGGCGUGCGUGCGCUGGGUCCUGGUCACGGCGUGCUGGUUCUUUGUCACCCAGUGGUUCUUCGGUCCGCCCAUCAUCGACCGCGGUUUCAGGUGGACCGGCGGUCGAUGCGAGCUCGCGGAGAUGGAGGUGGAGAUGGGCGACACGAGCGUGGGCGAAAAGGUCACGGCGGUGGCUUGCAAGGCGGCUGGAGGCAAGUGGAAGGGCGGGCAUGAUAUCUCGGGGCACGUCUUCCUGCUCGUCCUGAGCACGGCGUUCUUGAUGGAGGAGGUUGGCUGGGCCGUCCUCAGGUGGGCCAACUGGAGAGAGGAUGAGAGGACCGUCGUCAUGGCCGAUGGCGCGACAAAGAGCGCCAACGUCGAGGCUGGGGUUGCCGCUGGUGCGGGGCGAGCGCAGAGCUGGUUUGGCCUUUCUGGCAAGAUCACGGGUGUUGUCGUCGGCUUGAAUCUCUGGAUGCUGCUCAUGACUGCUAUAUACUUCCACACCUGGUUUGAGAAGCUCACGGGUCUCUUGACAGCGACUGUUGGCUUCUAUGUUGUGUACAUUGUGCCUCGUUUCAUUCCCGCGGUCAGAGGUGUUGUUGGCAUGCCGGGGAUAUGAGUACAUGUCCGCAGCAGGGCUUGUUUGAAUAUAUUCACUCCACUACCAUUUGCUAAUAUGGUGCUUGGCAUUUCGAAAUGCCCUUUCUUGGUGCAGCCACUUGUGGUAGUGAGUAUGAACCAAGCCUCGUACAGGCCCGUGUCCAAUCGUGAGCCGACACACUCAGUAUUAUUGAUUUGUGAACAUUUGAGCUGCGAUCAAAA